AUGUCUUCCUUAUCCAACAAUCAGCCCCACGCAUGGGCCUCCCUGCCAGAUGCAGUCGGCGCAUCUUUCACCACUCUGAACAACACUUUAAACCACGACAAACAAUGGCAGGCUUUUAUCGAUACUGAGGCAAUCCACGAUUCGGUGACUAUGGGUGUCCAAUCCACUGGCUCGGACCAGGCCAUCCUCGUCACUGUUGAGCCGGGCCUCCGAACCAUUGUCUCUCGGGGCUCCUCAGCCUCUGCAGACUUUGUAUUACUGGCGCAGCCGAGUCACUGGGAAAAAUACUUUUCUGCAAGCCCACAAGCGCCAUAUACUAGCUUUGUUGGCAUUCAGGCAAGUGAUAAAGAUGGGCGUCGUAUUUGGAUGUAG
Penicillium waksmanii is the source of this 372-nucleotide messenger RNA. RefSeq lists its product as uncharacterized. Lineage: Eukaryota; Fungi; Ascomycota; Eurotiomycetes; Eurotiales; Aspergillaceae. The transcript has a single exon. The coding region runs from base 1 to 372 and encodes 123 amino acids. The record is from RefSeq and is a predicted model, not a curated record.